CCAAAAUCAAAUCUUCUCCCACGGCCUAUCUUCAACCUUUCAACACAGAACGCCGCCAUCAUGGAGUCGAUUACGAGCUUCCUAGAGAACGUGCCUCAGCCUGUCCAGUUGGCUCUGGCUGGAAUUGGUGCCCUUUACUUGGGGUCCAAAUUCUUCAGCUACCUCCAGCUGGUCCUCAGCUCGUUUCUGCUCCCUGGCACCAAUCUUCGUAAAUAUGGCAAGCCUGGCACCUGGGCUGUCAUCACCGGUGCCUCCGAUGGUCUAGGCAAGGAAUAUGCCACGCAGCUCGCUGCCAAAGGCUUCAAUCUCGUGCUCGUUUCCCGAACCCAGUCGAAGCUCGAUACUCUCGCCAAGGACCUUGAACAAAAGUACACCGGCAAGGGUCUGCAGGUCAAGACGCUGGCAAUGGACUUUGCCCAGGACAACGAUGCGGACUACGAGAGACUACGAGAGCUUGUGCAGGAUCUGGACGUUGGUAUCCUGAUCAACAACGUCGGUCAGAGCCACAGCAUGCCCGUAUCCUUUUUGGAGACGCCCAAGGAGGAAUUGCAGAACAUUGUCACCAUCAACUGCCUUGGAACCUUGAAGACUACGCAGGUUGUUGCCCCCAUUCUUCAGAAGCGCAAGCGUGGCUUGAUCUUGACCAUGGGCUCUUUCGGUGGUUGGACUCCCACGCCUUACCUGGCUACCUACUCUGGUAGCAAGGCUUUCCUCCAGCAGUGGAGCAAUGCUCUGUCAUCUGAGCUUGCUGAUUACAACGUCGAUGUCUACCUGGUCCUCAGCCACCUUGUCACCACCGCCAUGAGCAAGGUUCGCCGCACCAGCUUGCUCGUGCCCAACCCCCGUGGCUUCGUCAAGUCUACACUGAGCAAAAUUGGACUUGGCGGCUACCAGACCGCGCCCAACACCUACACUCCAUGGUGGAGCCAUGCAUUCAUGCUGUGGGUGAUUGAGAAUGUCGCUGGUGUCAACAGCCCCCUCACGAUCUGGUACAACAAGAAGAUGCAUCUUGACAUUCGCCGCCGCGCUCUUCGUAAGCAGGCCCGCGAGGCAAAGAAGCAGUAACCGGCUCAAAGCCUCUAUAUUUUGAAACGGUACCGAAAAGAAGCGGAAAAGGAUAUAACAGACUUAUGGCGCGGUAUGAGACUAAUGGCAAAGGCGACUAACGAUUGGAUGAAAUAUCGUUAAUACAUUUUGUACCAUGGGUUCUCGGCCACACUAUGUAAGAUAUGAAUUUGUGAGGCUAAAGAAAAGGGAUAACAAGUACUAAGUAAUCAUAUUUGCAAUGGCAGUCUAUGGUUAGCCCUAAUAUUGUAUUUAUGAGGCGCGUGAAGCUUGUACAGGCGAAGGAGACGGGCGUGAAAGUGAUACUUAUCAAUUGACUUUACUUGGCCUAUAUGAUGGCUGAAUUCGACGUAAUAUCAAAGUGAAUAUCUAUGAAAUAGUUGGCAUAUAUAACAAGAUGAACAACAAGAGGGACUGGG
Trichoderma harzianum CBS 226.95 is the source of this 1484-nucleotide messenger RNA. RefSeq lists its product as hypothetical. NCBI's taxonomy places the organism in Eukaryota, Fungi, Ascomycota, Sordariomycetes, Hypocreales, Hypocreaceae. The record is from RefSeq and is a predicted model, not a curated record. Bases 61 to 1065 code for a protein of 334 amino acids. Gene Ontology annotation, cellular component: endoplasmic reticulum. Gene Ontology annotation, molecular function: ketoreductase activity. Gene Ontology annotation, biological process: fatty acid elongation. The transcript has 2 exons.